Micropterus dolomieu (smallmouth bass) is the source of this 1649-nucleotide messenger RNA. It is a transcript of the gene alad, whose product is annotated as aminolevulinate dehydratase. Bases 125 to 1120 code for a protein of 331 amino acids. Gene Ontology annotation, cellular component: cytosol. The transcript has 12 exons. The record is from RefSeq and is a predicted model, not a curated record. Gene Ontology annotation, molecular function: porphobilinogen synthase activity; zinc ion binding. NCBI's taxonomy places the organism in Eukaryota, Metazoa, Chordata, Actinopteri, Centrarchiformes, Centrarchidae. Gene Ontology annotation, biological process: heme biosynthetic process.
GAAGGUGGCGGUAGUGCGCAGCCACCUCGGCCGCGAGCCCUCGGUCAAAAUCAAAGAAGAAGCCCUGUCACCGUGCGGGGAAGUCGGCAGCUCUCGUCCUCACCGUCGGGCUCUCUGGGUAAAGAUGCAGACACCAGCGGAGUCGAUCAUCCACAGCGGCUAUUUCCACCCGACCCUCCGUUACUGGCAGACAUGUGUCGCCGAUUUAAGACCUGACAAUCUCAUCUACCCAAUCUUCAUUACAGACAGUGCAGAUGCAGUGGAGCCCAUUGGCAGCCUGCCAGGACAGGCCAGAUACGGGGUAAACAAGGUGGAGGGCAUGUUGCGGCCGCUCGUGGAGAAUGGCUUGAAAUGUGUGCUGAUAUUUGGUGUCCCUGCAAAAAUAGCAAAGGAUGACAGGGGUUCAGGUGCCGACACAGAUGACACGCCGGCUGUACUGGCAGUGAAGAAGAUCCGAUCUUUGUUCCCAGAUCUGCUGGUGGCGUGCGACGUCUGCUUGUGUCCGUACACAUCACAUGGACACUGUGGUAUCCUGAACGAUGACGGUACUCUGAAUAAUGACGCCAGCUGCCUGCGCUUGGCGGAAGUGGCGCUUGCCUACGCUCGAGCUGGCUGUCACAUCAUCGCUCCCUCUGACAUGAUGGAUGGAAGAGUGAGAGCCAUAAAACAAGCCCUGAUAUCCAAUGGUUUGGGAAACAAGGCUUCAGUGCUGAGCUACAGUGCAAAGUUUGCCUCGUGUUAUUACGGACCUUUCAGAGAUGCUGCACAGUCCAAACCUGCAUUUGGGGACAGACGCUGCUAUCAGCUGCCUCCCGGAGCGAGAGGACUCGCCAUUCGAGCUGUGGAGCGAGACGUGAGAGAAGGAGCUGAUAUGCUGAUGGUGAAACCAGGUCUACCGUAUCUGGACAUCGUAAGAGAAGUGAAGGACAAGUUCCCCACUCACCCUCUGGCGGUGUACAACGUGUCAGGGGAGUUUGCCAUGAUGUGGCAUGGAGCGCAGGCUGGAGCGUUCGACUUGCGGGCCGCUGUGAUGGAGUCCAUGACCGCCUUCCGCAGGGCAGGUGCUGACAUCAUCAUCACCUAUUACACCCCUCAGCUGCUCAGCUGGCUGAAGGAGUAAAGGGACUGAUCUGAGGCCAAAGGAUGGGCGGACACAGAGACGAACCAGCGGACUCCUUUUUAAAAAGUACUAACCUGCUGUAGACUCAAUCUUGCUAACACAAAGCACUAAGGGAAAUACAAUCAUAAAAACAAGCAGCCUGUUUAUUUUGACGGCUUUAUUGAACUUUUUCUGUUCAGUUCCGAGGUAACAGUUCACAUAACGGGAUGCACAUGUUUAUUUGUGUAUCAGGUUGAUUUGCAGCAGUGAUUAUUUUUAAAGAGUCCUCUUUCCAAGUUAUAUUUUAUAUUGAAGCUUUUGAAGGGCUAACAUAGAGUAGAACACUGAGAAUGUAAAACUUGAUUUCUAUCAGAAUAUGUCUCAUGUGUGUCAUUAGGAUCAGCAUUAAAUGUAGUCAUUUCUCUUAACUAACGUGAUUAUGGAAUGUAUAUUUGUAUGAAUCGUGGCCACACAAAUGUCUGAUAUGUAUGUAUGUCAUUCCCUAACAAGCUCUUCUUGACCAGGAAAAAAAUAAAAUCAUUCACUCAGA